Molecule: messenger RNA, 11456 nt
Organism: Stegostoma tigrinum
Lineage: Eukaryota; Metazoa; Chordata; Chondrichthyes; Orectolobiformes; Stegostomatidae
Gene: ccnd3
Product: cyclin D3
Exons: 5
Coding region: 176-1048 (290 amino acids)
Biological process (GO): mitotic cell cycle phase transition; regulation of cyclin-dependent protein serine/threonine kinase activity; positive regulation of G1/S transition of mitotic cell cycle
Cellular component (GO): cytoplasm; nucleus; cyclin-dependent protein kinase holoenzyme complex
Molecular function (GO): cyclin-dependent protein serine/threonine kinase regulator activity
Source: RefSeq, a predicted model, not a curated record
CAAGUCGACAGGAUCCCGCGCAGGCGCUGCUCGGGUUCCUCUCCCUUUCCCUCUCUCUCUGGUGCUGGCUGUUGUCGCAUACAGAGGGAGCCCCAGUGCAUCAAGAGGCAGACGAAGCUCAUUCGCCAGAACAGUCAUAUCAGCAACACAUACACAUACACACAUAUAGACAGACAUGGAGCUCCUCUGCAUGGAAAAUGCCCCUAGAAUCCAUCGAGCUUUCCCGGACCCUACCCUCCUCGCUGACCAUCGAGUCCUGCAAAACCUGCUGCACACUGAAGACAGAUACAUCCCCAGGACUUCUUAUUUCAAAUGUGUACAGAAAGAAAUCGAACCCCACAUGAGAAAAAUGGUUGCAUUUUGGAUGCUAGAGGUAUGCGAAGAGCAAAAAUGCGAAGAGGAAGUCUUUCUGUUGGCUAUGAAUUAUCUGGAUAGAUUUUUAUCUUCGGUUCCCACUCGAAAAUGUCACCUCCAGCUGCUAGGGGCAGUCUGCAUGUUCUUAGCAUCAAAACUGAAAGAGACGAUCCCCCUGACAGCUGAGAAACUCUGCAUUUACACAGACAAUUCAAUCACCCCAGAAGACCUCCUGGAUUGGGAGAUAGUUGUCCUUGGGAAACUGAAGUGGGAUCUCUCAGCCGUAACUCCAAAUGAUUUUAUUGAACAUAUCCUGGGAAAGCUGGCUUUUCCAGUGGACAAGUUGGAGCUUGUUAAGAAACACACUCAAACAUUCAUUGCCAUGUGUGCAACAGAUUUUAAUUUUGCCAUGUAUCCACCUUCGAUGAUAGCAACAGGAAGCAUUUCAGCAGCAAUCCGUGGGCUAGGCAUCCCAUGCCAUACCCUUUCAGACGAGUCUUUGACAGAGCUGCUGGCCAAGAUUACCUGCACAGAACUGGACUGCCUGAAGGCUUGCCAAGAACAGAUUGAAGCUGCCCUGGCAGAGAGCUUAAAACAGUCUCAGCAACAGCAAGAGCAAAACAUGUCCUCUAAAACUGUACAUGAACCAGACCAAAUCAGCACUCCUACAGACGUAAGGGAUGUCAACCUGUGAUCAUCCACACGCAGUUUGUGAGGAAACUGCAACUCCAUCUAAUGCUCUUUUAGUACUACUUAAUGCCAUUUGAUAGAAGAAAAGACAUUCAUUUAUCGUACAUACAAAAAAGACCCUAAUUCUGUACAUCAUGUAGGGUGAAAACACUGAAAGGCACCCUUGAAAUUACGUGAAACAUAACGGUGAUUAUCAUCUUGUGAAAUUCUUCCACCCUACAGCUGAAACCUUGAUUGUGAUUUGUUGACAAGCCAACAUGAAUAUAGCUCCAAAUUGAAAGGUUGGCAGAUUAUGAUAAAUAUUCAGGGGUCUGGUUUCUAAAUUUUAUUUUUUAGUGCCUUCCCAAAAACAUUGCUCAAAGUGUGCUAGGUACUUGUUUUUAAAGCCAUUAUUUGACUUUUAACUUAUUGGUACUAGUCAAAGUUUGAUAACAUCCAGCAUAUUUCUCUCUCCCUCUCUCUCCCUCUGAGACAAAAAGCAAAAGUUAAUGGACAAAUGAAGAUUGUCUCUAAACUGGAGUUCAUCCCUUGAUUUUUUUUUAAAAGUGCUAUUUUUAUACCUGUUGCCUGAAAGAAAAAACUUAAAACUAACAUGGACUUUCAUUUAAUGAGGCGAUCACUCAGCAUCAUAUCAUUCACUAUAUUUAAAUCAGUAUUGGUAUUUUGCUUAAUGGAGACAAUCUGAUAAAUGGGACAUUUCUAGUUUAUGUUGUAAUGACCCAUUUAACAGACUUUGACUGUUUUGCACAGUGUAGGAGAGAAUUCUAUACUAUAUAGAUUAGCACACCUUAUUUGUUCUAUAGGAAUCUCUCAUUUGGGACAUUUUGCUUGACAUUGUGAUGUACCAGUAUCAGGCUUCAAUUCUGCUUUGCACAGUGAUGUACGAGGAUCUAAUUGUAUAUAAUAUAUUUAAAAUAGGGCUGUAACAGGAAACUAGAUUUGUUUCUCCAAGUGGGCAUGAAAUUGAAAACUGAGGCAAUAGGGAUAAUGUUGGUUCAAAUUCUUUAUUCAAAAUGUUUCUGCUGGAAGUUUUGAAACUGGUGCAGCCCUUAUUUAAAAAUAUAUAUAUAUAUUAUAUAUGCUUGCACACAUGCAUAUAAAUGGAGUGCUGGUUUCUUGAUAGUAGAAUAUGUACCAACUGCUUUAUAUCUAAUGAAAUAUAUUUAGUUACCUUUACACGACAUUACAGACAUGAGAAAUGUUGGCAAAUAAACAAAGGGCAUCGGAGAGGGCUGUGAAGUCCUCGACAAUCUUUACAUACUUCUCAAAGUUUUACAGUUCAAAUAUCAUUUAAAAUCUAUUUUAAAACUUAAUUAUUGUAAAGAUUACAGUAGACUUGUCAAUACUUGUUUUGAAGCAGACCCACCCACAUUAUUAUGGUAACAUCACUUAUGCUGAGUUGUUAAAACAUUAGCUUGACAAUGGGGUGCACAUAGCCACAAUUUUUUUUCUCUGUAGAUCAAGAAUUACUCAGUGCAAUUUUUCAUCUACAGUGAUGUUCUAGGAAGUGUUAGUUGGGACAGAGAUUAUUUAGCCAUUUGCAAAUGGUAAUACCAACCUGUGUCAAGCCCUCUGAGGAGGAGAGCGGAGGAUGAAUGAGGGACAUAGGGUUGUAUAUUGCAGAUGAAUUGAUGAAAUUUGUUGAACCGCACCCUCAAGAAUUGCCUGCAUUCUAGUAAGCAAACAAAGCUACGAUGCCGCAUCAUGAAAAGAACAAACUCUGUGAAGCCUCACUUGCUUAAUGAGUAGACAUGGGUUAGCUCAGAGUUAAUAAUGUACUUGAAUAUUCCUGUAGAUAAACGCACUAAAUAGUGUAGGCGCAGUUGCAGCGUAGUGGCCAAAGGGUGUGUAGCAGCUAAUUACCUGCAGUUCAGCUUUGAGUGAUUUCUACCUUGUAUAAAUAUGUCAAGUGAAAGGACAAGUACUGGUCAGCGCAAGUCACAUCAAGCCAUUCCUGAUGAAAUUCCCCUCCUCAUUUUUGGAGGCAGUUGUAUGCUUUGCGUAUUUAGCCGUUUGCAGGAGAUUAUUGAUGAGCAGGAGUGGGAUGCAGUUCCACUGUACAUUGUUUAUAGAUAAUUAUUUCAAUUUGUAUAUUAAAGCUAAUUUGCAUUUCCGAUCAUCAGAAGUACAGUACAUAAAAUUAAUUUAGAUGUGCGCAUGUAUGUGUGUAGCAGUAUGAAAAAACACAAAUCUAAUAGGCCAGGAUCAGUUGCUCAAGAAUAGAGUCCCCUUGAGACAAAAAUCUUUGGAUUGUUUUUCGUGACUGGUUACGUUUGUGGAGCCGAUAGUAGUAUCAUAGAAUUUGGCAGCUAAAGGAGGCAGCCAUUAGCCCAACAAUUUGCAUUUAUAUGUAACCCCUUGGACAGAAAAAUAUCCAAAAUCAAUUCACAUAAGUACAAGGUAAAAUUGGGUUUGUGUAGCCUGCAGAAGAGCUGCCUGCCAUUUCCUUAAGUUUUUCUUCAAAUGAUUACCUAAAUUGCUAUUCAAAAUGUACUGAUUCUGUUUCCAUUAUAUAUUUUUUGUUGGUAGAAUUCUAAACAAACUUCUACAAAAGAAAUCCUAACCUUUUCUAUUUUGGAAACUAAGCUUUUAGCUUCUGCCCCCUUACUGACUGAGCAACUAGUGAAAAUGUUUUUGUUUUAUUGAACAACCUCCAGAUUUGACCUUCGUAGCUAUCCUUUUAACAAGCUUUUUUACUGUAGGGAUCCCAGAAUGGACGCAGUAUACACCAAGGAAGUUGUGUGCCUUGAUGUUCUUAAGUGAUAUGAGACAGUGAUGAGCAAGUUUGGCAUUUUUUAGUUUCAUCUGAUCUUUUCUGCGCUAGUUUUAAGCAAUGCCUUUGAGGUUUCUGGCCAUUACCUACUGUAGUAUCUUAUCUGGAGGUAUAGUUUGACAAUGCUGAACUCUACUUUAGAAAGCAUAUGAUGCUUGGAUAAAAUGUUCCAGACUCAACAAAACAUUUAAGUGUUUGUUAGUCAUUGAUCACAGUAAUGAUUUAUAUUUAAUGAUUUGGUAUCUUUUAUUUUUCCUAAUUCUGCUUUGUAAUUACACAUUCUUUGUUUGCUCAAUUAGUAAAAGUUCUUGUUUGCCAAUUUUUAAUUGUGAGCGCUGCAAUAUUUGCUCAUCAUGUAGGUGAUCCAUAGUUUCCCAAAGAACAACAGAGGUUUUAACAGGAGAAUUGAAGUACCUUCUUGCUUUUGUCGUGCAUACAGCCAGAUAUUAACUGAGAGUUUAAGGGCCUGUGUUACCAUGGAAAAUUAUCUUUCAGCAGAAACUAGAUUGUGUGAAAUUGCUUAUACUAACAUUUAAUCCACUUGAUUCUUAAUUGUAUCCCUUUAACUCCUUCAUCCUCCACAUUCCAAACAAUUAUUCAAAGAGCAGGCAAAGUAGGAUGUUGUAUCUCUUCUGAAUUAUACUUGUACAAUGUCUGAAUAUUUCCUCCUGCUACAAGCUGCAUGUAAGGAUGGAUUUUUAUUUCUAUCCUACUGAUAUUCCUGUUUUACAUGAAACUUUUGCUUUUGAAAAAAGGUGCAGUCCCUUUUUAAAGGAACUAUAUGCGAUAAACUUAAAAAUUAAUGUUGCCUCCCUCCUCUGUAGGUGCCAUUUUUAUUAGAUAAUUGUUUCAAAUGGGUUGUGCACCUGCUGCGGUGACAGCCAAGAUGAUGAGCCUGUCAUUUCUUAUCCUGUUGCAUGCUGCUUCAGAAAUUGUUUUGGAUCCAAGUUGAAUGGAAAAGAUGGUGUAUUCUCUCCAUGGCAGAGACGGUAAAGUUGCAGCCCUACAUCGGCUACAUGGCAGCUCGUUUUAAGUUGUUGAGCUAUGUUCAAAUAACCUGUGAUUGGAAAUAUUAGAUUUGUCAGCUUGUCACCAUUAAGAUGCUACUUUUAACCAGUGCAAUCUAUUGCUUGCCUGGUUUCUGUAUUUGGGUAGUACAGUGUGUGAUUUUGAAUGUGCUUGUGGCACUGGAACCUUUCCCCCCUGACACCCGUCUCUGCUCAAUGUGUACUCAAAAAUGUAAUGUUGGCAAACUGUCUCAGAAGCAGUAGUGCAUUUUAAUCCGUCUGUUCUGUGAAGAUUGCGUAUGUUCUGGGUGGGGGGGCGGGCGGAGUUAAUCGCUCAUAUUUUGAUAGCUUUGACUGGUGUCAAAUGCUAUCAAUUCUAGAUAGAUUGAUCAAACAACAGUCCAGGUCUGCUGAGUGACCUAAGUUUUCUGAUUUACAGUAAAAACGUUAGCAAAUUAGACAGCAAUGUGGAAGCUCUUCAGUAAUUUUCAGACAUUUUAGCCGUUAUCUGGUUAAUUUCUCAAGGCAAUUGACCAGUCAGUUGCCCUGUUGGUUUGAAAUUUAAACAUAACUAGGCAGUUAGCUGCCAGUCAUCAUCUGACUGGUACAUUCUCUGUGACAAUGCCUCUACUGAUCAGGAGUCCACUUGCCAACCAGUCAGCACUUUGCUACAACAUAAAUGCCAUUUUACCUUAAUGUUAAUUUCUUUUAAUUACCCUGAUCAGUGCAAAAUGAAAAGGUUCAACAAAGCUUUGUUUUUCCUCAGCAAUGCUGAAAUAUUUGUGCCAUACCAAACUUGUCAGACACAAAUGAUGAAAUGCAAAGGGGACAAAGCUGAUGGUUUCACAAUUUCUGAGGCCCAUGCAUUUUCAAUUUUUAAAAAAAAAGUCAUGUAUUUCUUCAUUUUUUUCUUUUCAAUUUUGGAGCACUUUUAUUAUGUUAUCUUUACUAUUGCAUACGUAGUGUAUUGUUCUGUUUGUGAAGUGGGUUGUUGACAUCAAAAAAAAACUUGAAGCUGAUUUUAAAAAGUGGUAAUUUAAGGAAUACUAUCAAAAUUCAGCAACUAAAGCAAUCUCUGGCUCAUGACAUUGGAACCUGUGACCUUGCCUGCAGGAGGCCAAGUUUGAACAAUCUGAACAAGUUUAACAGAAUAAGAUUUUUUUUUCCUUUUUUUUUGCGCUGCUAAAAGGGCCAAUGUUUUACAUUUUUUAGUUGUUGUUAAUAAAUCUUGCUGCUAUGAUUAUUUUAUAUACAGGAUUGUACAAACAGCUGAAAGUAUCUGUUGGUUCAAGAGACAGUGAAAUGUCUAUCUUGGUCUCUCAAGGAUAUAGUUUAAACCUAUUAAAAUUGCCAUACUUAAAUUAUCAAACCUGUUGUGUUUUCAAAAUGAUGUUGAAUGCUGCAGUAGUUUUCAGAAGAGGAAGAUCAGUAGUGUCUGUACAGUAAGACCUUGAGGUAGAUCUAUAAUUAUCUUUGGUGUUCUCAAUAUGGUAAAUGUUGAUAUAACUCCCACAUUCAUUAAUUAUUGGUGAGAGGGCAUAUGGUCUGUAUUGAACACAGUUUCUGAUGUGCUGUUCCUUGCAUAUGUUUGAAGGUCCGAGAUCAACUAGAACUAGUCCAGUUGGUUAUGUAUCGUUGUCUUAGGUGAUUUUUUUAGAAGUCACAACUUUUGUUUUGCUGCUUAUGUUAAAAACACAAAAGUGGAAUGGAAUUAUAUAAGAAUAUUAAUUCAAAUACUUAUGUAAAUUUGACUUCAUGCAGUUGCCUUUGCUAUCUGCAGAUGUUCCACUUACAGUAUCUCAGGUUACUAAACAGUCUCUAUGGUACCCCACCUGCUCUUUGCAAGUUUUUAAAGAUCACAAUUACAUAAUGCUGUAAAUCUUGUCUAAAGCCCUUUCUUGGGACAGGAAUCGGCGCAGGUGUUUUCUUGGUAAGAUAAGGAAUAUGACUAACGGUUUGUGGGCAUCUGUUUGGUAGAGUGUUUUUCCACAUUUGGAGCCACCAGUUUCAUUAUGCAGGUACGCUUUAAUGUUAAAAUUUUUGUGAACUAUCAAAAAUAUCCUGAACAUAUUACAGCAAGCUUUGCAGAUGGUUUCUUUUAAGACUGUAUAGAGUGAAUUCCUACCACAGCAUAAAAAGUGUCGUCGUGUAAGUUUAGGGAAGAUUACAAUGCUUUGUAAGUGAAAACAGAUUGAAAGAUAACAGGUCCAAAAAUGACACCACCUUAACCAAAGUUCUUAGCAAAUGGUUGGAUGGUUCUUGAAGCUGGAAUUGUGUGUUUAGAAGUAACGUUCUCAUACCAUUUCACUGACUCUUAGAUAAACCAAAAGCUUUGAUCAAUUGCUGUGGAAUGACAAUUGUUCAGAAUUAAUUUAUAUAACUCUGACUUGUGUUUCUGAACAUUGAGAAAAUAAAUGUUAGUGAUUUGAACUUUUGGUUUUUGAAAAUACUUAAAAGUCCACUAUAAUGUUUUCCAUGGAUGCUUGCAUCAUGUGUCUGUAAGUUGUUGUGCAUUAUGUAGGUAAAACGUCCAGUUGAUAAACCCUUCGUUGGUGGAACUGAACAAAGUUAGUCGAGGGUUAAGGUACUGGUGGCAAUAGGGUUAUUUUAAUGGUUUGCUUCUGCCAUAUUUCCCGCUGUGGGGAAAAAUGACUAGCAUUCCUGUUCUCACUUGCUCCUGCUGAGAAAUGCCACAUGCAUUGGGUUGGGUGAGAAUAGAAUUGAGCUCAGCUGUGGCAUCCUUCCCUUCAUUAAAUACUUUGCUAACACUUGUUGCCAAAUUGUGUAAAUAAAAGGAUACAUAGUUGGAUAAGGCAUAAGAAGGUGGUUGAUACUUGUGGAAACCUGGUCGUAUGAGAGUCAAUGGUAUAAAAUUGAGGGUGGGAUUAGAUUAAGUCUUAAUGAAUAUUCCCUUAUUUUUGUUAUCACUUUGUCAUCCAAUGAGCCACCUUUAAAAUUUGAGUUGUUUUAGUUGAGUAGUAACUGUGUAACUGAAAUGAAACCUGAAUAAUCAUCCAGUUUACAAUAUACUACCAAAAGAGGACACUGCAUGUGCUGUGCUUACAUUAAGUAGUAUCUGGCAUAUUUUAUGAUUUCGGUGUGUAAGCAUCAUCGCAUUUCGUAAUAUUUUUGCUAUUUUUAACAGUACAUUAUCUGAUUAGCAUUAAGAAGUCUGUUUUGGGUAUACAUAGCAGAAUAUUUUGAGUCAUGUCAUUAAAUACUAUGGUCUAAUUCUUUAUCACAGUACCAUGCAAGAAUAAAUUACUUUUUUUUUUCCACUGCUUGUCAAAACUUGAAAGCACAAGAAGCAGUGUGCCAAAAUGGUUUUACAAGUUGUGACAAAAGGAAAUUAUACAAUAGUUAACAGGAGGACGAUAAUAAUUGUAGCUUCAAGUUAUGGCAGUGAGUGCUUGAAAGUAGUUACGCCUGGAAUUUAAUCUGCCUAUUGUGUAUUCUUGAAUAUAAAGCUGGAAAUUCAUUUCCCUCUUUAUGAUGUGACCAAUAGGGAUGGUCAUCUUAUCUGUGGGUUGUAUCUACCUUUUAGCUUCAGCGGAAUGCGUCUGAAGACCAAAUGCAGCACCAUACCAAUGCCUCCCUAAUCGUAGGCCUUGUCUACCCUUUGUUUGGCUGGCUUUCCCAGCACUGAGGCAUUUCACUCAUGACUUAACCGCUUAAUCCAAGAUGGCAACAAAAGUGGUAUUGUUGAAGCAGGAGACAAAUUUACAGCUUGUGAGAGUCUUUCCAAUAAAAUUCCAGAGCUACAGAAUUGAAGCAAUAACUUAAGAGAAAGGACAGAAACAUAUUUGUGGACACCAGACAAAAAAGUAUGAAUUUUGGUGCAGAGACAUUUUGUGAUACAAGGAAGUUGGAGUUUUAUAGUGUUUUUGUUUGUGUAUUGACUUAUUCUCCAAGUAUACGUGGCCAUCCUAAUGUAAAUGCCUUAAAUGUGUUAUUAUCACUGCAGUAACUUCCUCUCCUUUGUAAUCUUAAACACUUAUUACAAUCACAUGUAAGUCUAGAAAGCUACAGCAAAAAACAUGAUGAAUUUAAGUAAGUUGCAAUUAAAGUCUGACAGUGGCUGUCCAACCAGUACAGGAGUUAAAAGAAUGCAUGUAUCAGUUCUGUCUGCCUAGGGCAGCUUAGAUGAGUUUAAUUAAUAUACCACCAAGCUGUUAGGUGGACGUAUGGCAGACCACAGAUACAACCCAAACAACCUGCUACAAGAGAGCCUCCUUUAGCAGAUCAUAGACUAACUUCUGCAACAAUAAUAAAGCAACUUAACCAGAAUCACCAGAUUUAUCAUCUUGACUAAAGGAGGGUUUCUGUAUGUAGCAGGACUGGGGCAAGCUAGAGCAGAAACAAAGUGUGAAUAUUUGAAAUUUUCUUCUUUUAAAAUAGUUUAAUUAUUACUUAAGAUUAUCUAUGGGAAAAUAUACUCAGUAACUUUAUGCAGGACUGAAGCAUUAAUAUUACAUUGACAGUGCCAGCCAACUGCAUGAUCAGGGCCUCUGCAUUCAGCAGAGAAAAAAAAUGGUCUGCUGCAUUAAGCGAAAUUUGACUAGAUUUGGUUGUAAUGCCCAUAGUAAAUUGCCUCCUGACAGGAGCAUUUUUAAUCGUACAUUCCAUAAGUUGUGAAGUAGGCAGACUAUCCCAUGACAUUAGCCAAUGAGCUGGGUUUUUUUGGUUGAGAAGGCAGGAAGGCAACUGUUCCCUCAGCCAACCAGCAGUUUGGCUCUGCAAAUUCCAGUGCAAGGAGUCCAUUGUUAGACCCAUCUGAAAGUUUUCUUGUCAACCCACAGCAACUGCUGAUCCCACCCUCAGAUAUUAAUUUGAUUGGCUGCUUAUCUGGCAAGGAGUAGGGUGGGGACAGUUAAAAUUACACCACCACAGGCACUCUGGGCUUUUAACAUGAAAUGUACACACUUCACGGAGAUAGAAUUCUAUUAAAAUCUCCUUCAAGAUCAUCUUGUUCUCUGCUCUGAUGAUGGUUUCUAAUAUAUACUGUAUCUAACCUGAGAAGAGGUUAGGCGCAGUUCUCCGCAUAAGCGUUAAGCAAUGGAAAGAAUAAAUAUUCUGGGGUACCAUUAAAAAAUUGCUGAAUCUAUAUUGCAAAAUUGUUGAUUUUAAGUCCUGUGUUGCAGCAGUGUCAUUUCAAACACAAGAUGUAGUUUAAUUCUAAUUGCCAUUUGCCACCCUGAAUGAGAAACGCAUUGUGUGCUGGGGGUUUGACGGGCCAUUAUGUUAUUGUCUCAAAAUUUUGAUUUAUGUAUGUGUUUAGACUUUGUUCUUCGCUGUGAAAGUUUUGUUUUAGACCUGUUGCCUCCAAGUACAGCAACGCUUUUGUGAACAUUUCAUUCUUGUGGCACUUUGAACAAUGCAAUGAAUAAGAAACAAUGUAUUUUCCCAGUGAAUUGGGGCUCCAUAAUUGUUCAUUAGUCAAAUGUUUGUUGCCGAACUAUCUGAAGUGACAGCUUUAUCUAACCUGGGUAUUGAGCAGUGUGAGGCCUUUCUUCUUAAGUAAGUAGUUUAAUGAAGGUCAUUGAAGUGCCAAAUGGCUUGAAAUGCUUCCUCCUAUUGCUGAUUUAGCAAUGGAAACAUUUCAGGAGGUAAAGCAGAAUUGAGAGAGGCUAUCAAAUUCGUCAGACUAUAGAGAACGCAUUGGGUAUGAACUCUUUAAUUGCUAAUUCUCCCUCGUGUUUAUAGCAAUGGUGUGUGAUAAAGAUCUUAACUCUGUUUUUAAUUUUUCAUUCAUUUAGUUUUAUGUUUGAUUUAAUUUUUGACACUGUCAUGGUUAUAAUGCUUCAGUCCUUUAUUCAUAUUUUGUCACCUAUACUCAAAUGAAAAAAUGUAUUUUUUGUUCAUUAUCGAAUGCUUUAGGUUUUUAUGAAUACCACAUCUUUGAGUAAGAUUUUGCUUUGUUCUCUUCACAGUGUUAUCUUCAUAACUAGAUUUUUUAAUUACCAAAAAUCUGGUUGCUGAUUGGGUAUGCAAAUCAAAACGAAAUCUGCAGAGAGGAAAAAGAUUUUUUGACUUAGAGGCCUGUUGCUAUUUUUGAUGUUGUAGUGUCCCAAUUUGGUUACAUCAGAGCCCUUUCUUAAGUUGUUCGGCUUGGCUGCAUCACAGAUAAGGGUGUUAAGCCAUCAGUUUCACAAUUCUUUCUCUGCAGUAGUCCCCCUAGGUUGUGGACAUGUAUGCAAAAUUUCUGUUUCUGCACAAAUGUGCGUGUUAAAUCCUUUCCAAGACUAGAAUCUAGUUAACAUUCCCAUCUCACCACCUAAAGUCUGGAAACUACCAAGUGAUUUUGCCAAAAUGCUUAUUGCACUCCUGUGAAAUAACUCUUCCUACUGAAGAAAUCAAUUUUAUUUUAAAUGUAACAUUCAUACAAUAUCCUCUUGUUAAUUUCAAUUUGAAAUUUUCUCCUGUUACCAGAGGUAAUGGGUAUAUUUUGAAGAGUUGGCGUUUAUUUGGCUUUCAACUAACAUUGAUAAACCUAAAGAUGUAAUCAAAGCUCGAGCAAAAUACUGUGAAGAGUUGAAUAUGUGCUCAUGUCCCUAGUUGACUGCAUGAUUCCAAUGUAUGAUCUUUUUGAGACAUAGGCAGUGGCGCUGAACAAUAAAUGCAGUUUUUCCAAA